AGCCAAUCAGAGCGAAGCAACCCCCGGCAUUUUCUCACGCAGGGAGUCCUAUCCAUGUUGGGCGCCAAGUCUGAUCAGCUGAACCGACACUAUUUGAGUAACGUAAUAGUCUCUCAGAAAACCCGCCGACUGUUUGUUCAACAUGGAUUGUCCAGUGCGCCCAAUAGAAGAGGAUUUGUCCCCUGGCGUAUUUAAAACGCCACAGAAACGGUUGUCUGCUGUCCCCCAGCUGUACUCGGACUUUAUGCGAUGGGAUGUUGAGGACACAUGUCAAUUUCUUCGAGGGCAGGGGCUCCAAGAAUGGACGGGCACUUUUAGAGAACAUGGAAUAACUGGUGUUGGGCUGCGUGAACUUACUGAAGAGCUUUUGCAGAAAAUGGGUAUUAGCCCGCUAGGUGUCCGCCUAGAAAUUCUGCACAAUAUUAAGAAGCUCAAAAGUUCUUCAAUAAUCCCCUCCAAGGUGUUUAAUGACCCCAUCCACGGACACAUUGAACUCCACCCUCUUCUGGUCAAAAUCAUGGACACACCUCAAUUCCAACGACUGAGGAACAUCAAGCAGCUCGGAGGGGCCUACCUCGUAUUCCCCGGAGCAUCUCAUAAUCGCUUUGAGCAUUCCAUUGGAGUUGGGCACCUGGCUGGAAGACUUGUGCGCUCUCUGAACGAGAGGCAGCCUGAAUUGCAGAUAAAUACCAGAGACAUCCUCUGUGUGCAAAUCGCUGGCCUGUGUCAUGAUCUAGGACAUGGACCUUUCUCUCAUAUGUUUGAUGGGAGGUUCAUUCCUAAAGCACGUCCAGGAUUCAAAUGGAAGCACGAGACUGCAUCACUAGCCAUGUUUGACUAUCUGGUUGAGGAUAAUGACCUAAUGCCGGUGAUGGAGGAGUACGGGCUGGUUCUACCGGAGGACCUUGUCUUCAUCAAGGAGCAGAUUGGGGGACCCCAGGUCUCCAUUGACUCUCCCAGCAGAGGGUGGCCAUACGAAGGCCGUCCAGAGGAGAAGUCUUUCCUGUACGAGAUCGUGGCCAACAAAAGGAACGGCAUCGAUGUGGACAAAUGGGAUUACUUUGCGAGAGACUGCUAUCACCUGGGCAUCAAGAAUAACUUUGACUACCACCGCUUCCUCAAGUUUGCCAGGGUGUGUGAUGUGGAAGGGGAGAAGCACAUCUGUACCAGAGACAAGGAAGUGGGCAAUCUGUAUGACAUGUUCCACACGAGAAACUGUCUCCACAGAAGAGCCUACCAGCACAAAGUAGCCAACAUUGUUGAGACUAUGAUCACAGAGGCAUUUUUAUUGGCAGACAAACACCUCCAAUUCGAGGGGUCGGAUGGGAAAAUGUUCACAAUGUCCACAGCUAUAGAGGACAUGGUGGCAUACACCAAGCUGACUGACCACGUCUUUGAAAGGAUCCUCUACUCCUCCCUGCCGGAGCUGCAUGAGGCCAGGGAGAUCCUCCGCAACAUCGUCUGCCGUCGGCUCUACAAGUGUGUGGGCCAGACACAGGCUGAAAGGCCCAUCGUACUCACAGAGGAGAUGCGUCUGAAUUGGGCAGGCGAGGUGGCCAAAGCCACGCCGCAGAACGGCAGGCUGAACGACGUCGUCCUGAGGCCAAAGGACCUCAUUGUCCACAUUAUCUCCAUGGACUAUGGCAUGAAGGAGAAGAAUCCCAUCAAUAGUGUACGCUUUUACUGCAAGAGUGACCCCUACAAGGCAAUUCAGAUCCGCAAGAACCAGGUGUCCAAGCUCCUCCCAGAGCACUUUGCGGAGCAGUUGAUCCAGGUGUACUGUAAGAAGACUGAUGAGAAGAGCCUGGGGGCGGCCAGGAAGCACUUUGUCCAGUGGUGCAUGGACAAAAACUUCUCAAAACCUCAGGAUGGAGAUGUGAGUGCUCCGGAGCUGACCCCUCUGAAGAAAAGCUGGUCUAACGACAGCGGGGCAGAAGACCAGAGGCCGCUAAAGAGGGCCAAAACCCAACUAACAUUUUGAACCAAAAGGAACCUGGUUUUCUUCUUGUUCUUACUCCUUUUUUGAUACCAUUAGAUGAAAAUGGGAUGGCUUAAGGCCUUUUUGGGUACAAUCCACAUUGUUAACCAAAAAAAGGCUUGCACGUUUUGACCUGAAAGCAUUUUUGGAUUCUCCAUUUAAAAAAUAUUAAGGAAUGAAUACUAAUUGAAUCAAAGUAGGAGUCUGUUGUUGGUCAGUGCUCAGGGUUAUACGCUGUAAGGUUUAUCUGAUUUGUGAGGUCAAUUUUAAAACUUCACCUGCUUCUGUUUUUAUUUUUGUUUGGAUAUGUAAGUGCUAUCCAUAGUUUACAUGUUAACUUGAGGACAAUUUAUGGUUGAAAGUUUACUAGCUGGGACUCUAAAUGCUCCUUGUUUGACUUUUAAGUUAAACUAUAAUCAGGUUUGCAGAAACCUUCAGUUUUCUGCUCUUUUUAUUUUGGCAAGGUGAAAGUUAACCCAUUGGUCAUUUAAUCAUGCUCCCUCCUGUACUCUUGAAUGUGUAUUUAUAUGCGCUGGGUUUUAACCUUAUAUUUGUUCAAUCACAUCUCACUCAGGAUUUAUUUUAUUAUUCAAUAUUCCUUUUGUUGAAACUUGUAUUGUAAGCAUUGAACAAACUUCCAAAAUAAUGUUUUGUUGGGAUAACUGAGCCACAGCAACCACUUCAUACAUUUAAUUGUGUGUGAGUCUUUGUGUGGAUUGAAAAUGCAUAUAUAUUCUUUAUAUAUUAUUGUUACUGUUCUUUUCAAAAUACAUGGAAUUGUAUUAAGCUUGUAUUAUGGGCUAAGAUAGUGUUCAGAAGAUUGCUUGCUGUUUUGGUACAUCUGUAUAAACAAAAGUUAAAUGUGAGAAAUAUAGAUUUAUAAAAGAUAGAAAGGAAGGCGGGGUCAAACAUGGUGACCUUUAUAAGGCAAAAGAAAAAUAAACAGCUUUGACCUCAAUAUCUAAAUGUUUUCUU
Gadus chalcogrammus (walleye pollock) is the source of this 2953-nucleotide messenger RNA. Its product is annotated as deoxynucleoside triphosphate triphosphohydrolase SAMHD1-like. The record is from RefSeq and is a predicted model, not a curated record. Gene Ontology annotation, molecular function: dGTPase activity; protein binding. Gene Ontology annotation, cellular component: nucleus. Bases 143 to 1981 code for a protein of 612 amino acids. Gene Ontology annotation, biological process: dGTP catabolic process; regulation of innate immune response; defense response to virus. Lineage: Eukaryota; Metazoa; Chordata; Actinopteri; Gadiformes; Gadidae. The transcript has 16 exons.